This is a messenger RNA of Oncorhynchus keta (chum salmon), 1034 nucleotides long. RefSeq names its product prolactin releasing hormone 2 (gene prlh2). The record is from RefSeq and is a predicted model, not a curated record. The transcript has 3 exons. Lineage: Eukaryota; Metazoa; Chordata; Actinopteri; Salmoniformes; Salmonidae. Gene Ontology annotation, molecular function: hormone activity. Bases 301 to 768 code for a protein of 155 amino acids.
AAGUAAAGGUCCCCAAAGCAGGAGUCUACUAACUAAGUUAAUGUUGUCCACAUGUCAUUGACUCCUUGAUGGAGUGCACCUCGGCGUGCCAUGGACCAGGACAACGGCAACCCAAACGCCCCAUUACAUUACCGUUUCAUUCUUAAAAGGAUAAGGGGAUUUGCAAGAAGGAGGGGAUGGGGAGGAAGUGGUGGUGCUGACGAUAUCAACCGGAGUAUUCUAUCUGACAGACGUUCUUGAGUCAUCAUUUAACAUGGGCAGUCCGGAAUAUAUAAAUUCGCGCUCACACCAUUUCCGCUAAUGAAUAACCUGGCACGAGGAAAACUCUCCACCGACCCACCUCAGCAAGCUACCAACGUUUACGUGCCUUGCCGUCCAUCCACAAUGACACCUGAGACUACAGCUGCGUGCCCAGUGAUGGUGAGAGAGUGCGUCCUGGGGUCCCGCUGGCUGAUGGCUGCGCUCACGAUUCUGUUGCUGCUUUCCACGACGGUCACCUGCGUUCACAGUACCACCGUGGAGCACGACUUUCACAUCGUUCACAAUGUCGACAACAGAAGUCCAGAAAUAGAUCCAUUCUGGUACGUGGGCCGUGGGGUAAGGCCCAUCGGGCGUUUUGGGAAGAGGCAGAGCGGAGGAGGGGGCAGCGGAGGGCUCAGACACCCUGUGGCCAUGGUCAGCACACUGGAGAUUCUCCUCGACAUCAUCAGGAACCAGGAGAACAUCGGGAAGACACUUAGCGGAGAGGACGCCGACUGGCUACCAUGACAACAUGCUUGGCCGCUCGCCCGCCCCCACCAUCUGUGUCCGUGAACGUGUCUUUAUUUAAUCAAGUAUUGUCUUUCUUUGUCUCUAUCUCCUGUUUCUUUCUGUCGUUCUUUCUUUCUUUUCAAGGUUUGCUCUCAAGCCUACAGUAUGUCUUAGUCUAGGGACCUCUAAACUGGCCGACCAGUUGUAGUCUGUAUGGUACAUACUGAGAAAUGCAAUCUAUAUUGAUUAAUAAAUGAAGAUAGUAACAGACUAUGUUUUUGGUA